Seriola aureovittata is the source of this 6559-nucleotide messenger RNA. It is a transcript of the gene cbln4, whose product is annotated as cerebellin 4 precursor. NCBI's taxonomy places the organism in Eukaryota, Metazoa, Chordata, Actinopteri, Carangiformes, Carangidae. Bases 654 to 1235 code for a protein of 193 amino acids. The record is from RefSeq and is a predicted model, not a curated record. The transcript has 3 exons. Gene Ontology annotation, molecular function: protein binding.
GUCAGAGCUAUCAGAUUAUAUCCGGUGUGUCCUCUGGUAGUCAUAUAAUUACGACCAAUUAAUGAAUGUACACUUUGGUUGGAGGCUAUUUUAUAGAGAAUUAGAGGAAUAUAAUCUUUAAGCAAAUUACAAGGGGACAGUUAAUUAUAACUUUUGCCACGUGCGUGCGUAAAGUGGAUGGCUGGGCGCGCACACAUGCAGCACAUCACUGCGGAGAACAUCUGCUGUCAGACGCGUUUUUCGGAGUGGGAGUGAGGGCUAUGGACGAUUCAUCGACUGAUUCGCCUCUCAGAUUGGACCAGUCUCCCCUAAAACAUUUCACAUGGUGUACUUUUGUCUCAUCCUCGAGCUUUAAAAUAAAGUCUGCCUGAAAAUGAGACGCAUAGACAACAGUCAGUGAUCUCUCUCACUCCGUGGACUUCAAAAUAAGGUUUAUACUUAAUAAGGAUUCGUUAGUUUUUUUUUGUUAAUGUCUAACUCGGAUAUGGCACAUCUAAGGAUCCAAUAAGAGAAUCCAACAGCGUCAGACACGUCUGCGGCGGGAGAGACCAGUGGAGGGGACUCGGAAACUUGUGUGGUGCAGGAGACGGUCUCUCUUUUUCGAAUCGGCGCUGGCACAGCUGUCAGAGCGAGAGAGAGAGAGAGAGAGCGCCAUGGUGAACUCCCUCAUACUGAUGCUCGGCUGGACUGUGAUCUUUGAGAUGGCGAGUGGUCAGAAUGACACGGAACCGAUCGUCCUGGAGGGUAAAUGCCUCGUGGUGUGCGACUCGAACCCGACCACGGACUGGAAGGCUUCGUCCUCUCCGCUAGGCAUCUCAGUGCGCGCCGCCAACUCCAAGGUGGCUUUCUCUGCAGUCCGGAGCAACAACCAUGAGCCCUCGGAGAUGAGCAACAAAACAAGAAUAAUCUACUUCGAUCAGGUCCUUGUGAAUAUAGGAAACUACUUCACAUUUGAAUCAGUAUUUUUGUCCCCGAGAAAAGGAAUCUACAGUUUUAACUUCCAUGUCAUUAAAGUGUACCAGAGUCAAACCAUACAGGUGAACCUGAUGUUGAAUGGGAAACCAGUGAUCUCUGCCUUUGCGGGUGACAAAGAUGUGACUCGCGAGGCGGCCACCAAUGGAGUUCUGCUUUAUCUAGAAAAGGAGGACAAAGUCUAUCUAAAGCUGGAGAAGGGAAACCUAGUCGGUGGAUGGCAGUACUCAACGUUUUCUGGCUUUCUCGUGUUCCCUCUGUAAGAAAAGAAGAUUGUAAGCUUACUGACUUCUUCAUAAUGUGUUGUCACUGUAUAAUCAAAACAUUACUGCUGCAUCGGUCGGAUCUUGACAAAUGGUUGAAUUAUGAUAAAUGGAAAUGGAUAACAUCAGAGAGAGGAAAUAAGACUUUGGGAAAUCGUUUGCAUUCUCUGAAGUGCUGAGUCCCUGUCCAGAUGAAAGAGACUUGAAAUGUUCCUUUUCCCGCUCUAUGUUCCUGUCACUCAAGCAGCCUCAGAGAGGAACACUAAAACAUCCCAAAAGUACUCUUCAAACUUUGACCUGUUGGAAUAUGUUUAGCAUACUGAUUUUUUUCAUGACAACUGUUGCAUUCUAGUACAUCUGCCUCUUGGGUGUAAAUUCUAUAUGCCUGUGUUAUUUGUGUGACUUGUCAUCACCAAAGUUUUAACAUUGCUUAGUAUUGGGGGGUAUUUCUUUUUCUUUGGAGCUACUUGUCCCAAGUCAAACAAGAGGGAUGAUGGGUCACUGAUAACCUAGAUCCAUGUUUAUGGAAGAUGACUUGAUUUAACUAAUUAAUUUGAAUUUGAGGGGGAUUCAUGACAAGAAUCAAUGACAAGAGUGAUUAAUGACAAGAGGCACUGAUGGAUUACUGAAUGGGCCCAUGAGGCACAGGCCCAGGGCCCCAACAGAUCAGGGGGCCCCCUAGGCUUCACCUCCAAAAUGUUGCUGAAAGAGAUGCAAAAUUACCACAAAGAGAAAGAGAAUGACCACAAAUAAAAACAACUACAAAUAGAUGCAAGACAACUACCAUGAGACAUCAAAUAACUACAGCUGCAAAACAACUACAAAUAGACACCAAACAAUUAAAAAUAGAUGCAGGACAGCUGCAAAGAGACACAUAAUGACCACAAAAAGAGACACCAAACAAUCACAAAGAGACAUCAAAUAACUACGAAACUGCAAAAGAACUAAAAUUAUACAUAAAAUAACUAUAAAAUAAUGCCAAACAACCACAAAGAGACACUAAAUGACUAUAAACAAAUGCAAAACAACUAAAAAGAGACAUAAACUGACUAACAGAAGAAUAAUGCCAAAUAACCACAAAGAUAUAAGAUGACACACAAAAUAACCUCAAGGAGCUGCUAAAUAACUACAGAGAGACACCAAGACGCCAAACAACCACAGAGAGACACAAAAUUUGACCUGGUUGCCAUUUUGAGUUUCUUUCAAUAUGGGGGACUUGCUCCUAUUUAGGGACUUGUGGGGCCUUUAACAUGUCCAUGCCCAGGGGCCCAUAGUGUCUCACCGUGUCUGAUCAUUUAGGCUCACUACUGAUACUAGUGUUAUGCUUUUGAUGAAUUCUAGUGGUCAGUUUAUCUUACCUGUCCACCUUGUCUCUUUGAUGUUACAUUUAUAUUCCACCAUUUUGUUUUGCCACAUGCAUAUUAAGGGAAAUGUAAUUCUUUCUUUGCUCGUAGUGAUGAACCCACAGCUAUGCAGUUUCACUUUUUUUUAUGGCCUGCUACUGUCACCGUCACUGCUCUCAUCAGCACCAAACAGCACAAUGUUACUGACGAGCUGGUGAACAUAGUGGAGCAAGAGUUGGUGGAGACCAAAAACAGCGCUAUAAAAGAAGAGUGAAUAAUACAUUUAACAUCCAUCAGGUGGCCAGAAGCAAAAAUCCAAAUGAAUGCUGAUGCUGCUCCGUACCUGCUGGGUGUGUAAAUAGGCAACUGUUUGCUAACAAGUUCACCACGUCAUCUUAAAAGGUGAAAAUAUAUGUUAGUGUUGUGUUUACAGCGCGUUUCUGCUGCCUCCAAGUGACCAGAAAAAAAAUCAGUGAUUCCAGGUAUGAGGUUAGGGAAAGAUCAUCAUCAUUUUUGGUUACAUGUUAAUAAAGUAAAUAAUUUUUCAAGUCACUGUUGCCUUUUUCAAUAUUCAACAAAUACCAUAAUCUUUCCCUGACAUUGUGCCUAUAAAUACAACUAUAAAAAUGUUAAUAAUGCUUGACCUGCUACAGUACAAGUGGAUAUUUUAUUGCAAGAGUGGAUAUUAUGGGGAAAACAAAUAAAAUAUGUUGUUAUUGAACAAUUUACAGUUUGUUCAGGCGCCAUUACAUUUCUCUUAAAACGUUAUCUUCUGCUGAAAAUGUGUGGUAUAUAAAUGUAAUUUCAACCUGUGUAUUUAUAAUAAAUCUUGCACAAGUCAACUCAUGGUUUAUGGAUCUUAAUAAAGUUUAAUGGCCAUCAGAGAAUGUUAACUGGUUAAGAGGCUGAUAAUAAACCUAUUCCUGUCACAGUUGGUGAGCAUAUAUAGCUUUCACUGGGCAGCCUGGGAUAAAUGAUGAAUGAAUAAAUUGUUUAAUUGUUGCUCUUGAGCUCUUACAGUAUGUGAUGGCUGUCCCCUUCAUGUCUACAGCAGAGUUACUGCUGGCCUUACUGCAGUAUGUGCUGCUGGUGCAGUGUGCAGCUACACUUUUUUAAAAUCAACCCAGAAGCUUGCAGAGGCUUGUUUCUUUUGGAGCUUAUUUUAAAUGAUCAUUUCAACCUGAUCAUUUCAAUACGCACCCCUAUCACGUUCCUCUCUGAUGUGUUUUGGGUGUUCACUUUAACUGGUCAUAUUUAUGUUGCUAAGUGUUGUUUGCUGUCUGCUUAGAUUUUUCAUUUAUUUAUUUAUUUUUUGGUCAGUGAUUGAUAAGUUGCCCUUGGCAUCACUGUCAAUUUUCAUGACCAUGAAAGCCUCUGAGAGAAGUGAUUUUUCAGCUUUUGGAUGUGAAUAAAGACGUAAAGGUAGAAAUGAAAUCACUGUGCAGCUCAAUCAGCCUCCUGAAUGUUUACAGCUAUGGAUGUGUCACACUUCAUACCAACAGCUGCACAAGGAAACAAGGUUGAAAACUGAACACUGAUGUUAAUAUUGCAGCUCUGAUAAAACAAGACUGACGGUCUUUAUUAAAUCAGUAAUUUAAUGCAAUUUUUUAUGACACUAUGUGCAUUUCUUUUGCUAAACUGAAAUAGUCAUAAUAGUGAAAUAGUGUUUGUUUUUUGGGUCUACAUUACCUUACAUUUGUCUCUGCUCACAUUAGUAGUUAAUGAUAGGUCUAUUAUUAUUUAAUUUAGUAUUUAAAUGAUGCAAAUGGUAAUCUAUGGGUUUAAAAUGUUUUAAUGUGAACAUUAAAUGUCCCAAUUAAUUAAUGUAUUGGAGAAUUCUGACUUAAAUAAAAUAUAAAAAUUUUAAUUUUUGAAAAGGGUAUUUCAGUUGUCAUUGGCUAGUCAGCAAAAUUCCCUUUUCAGUUGGCCAAUCAGAGGUCCUGUUUUUUCUUUUAGAUGGACUUAUUUCGUUUUUAGGAUAGCACACAAGCUAACUGAAUUUCUUUCAUUUACAAAACACAAAAGAAUAUGACAAGAACACCCGUUAGUAAAUAAAGCAACAGAAAUUAUUGUAAAUUAUUUUCAAUAUGAAUUAACGUAUUCAUCAUUCAUUAAUGACCAUUUAAAAAAACUUUUUCCAUAAGUGGUUGGUUAAGUCAAUAAAUUGUUAUUCUAAUACACUAAUAAACAGUGAAAUAACUUUCCUUUAUAUCACACUCCAGCCCCCAAGUGCUGGUAUGUCAUAUAUAAACAUGAUGUUUAAAAUAAUUUCAUUUUUUUGAAGCUGGCUAUAUGGUAUGUGCAGUAUAUACUUUAUAACAUGUAUUUAUUGUAGCACACAACAUAUAGGGAAUUCUGCAUUGUGAAUAAAUAUGUGUCAAACCCAUAUUUUCGGCAGUAUCAAGUCAGUUUAGUUUUCAGUUUUAAAGUUAAAACAGAGUCAGUAUCGUCAGUCAUAUUUGCUGCUAUUUCGAAAAGAGUUUCUUCUGGUCAUAUGAAGUUUCAGAAUUGUAAUGUGUUGGUCUGCUUAUGUUGUAUGCUUCUUUUUUGAAUGCUGCUAUUCACAUUGGCACAUGCUAUUUAUAGUUUGACCAAGGUCGAUUGUUUUGCCCUGUUUUCUCUCUGUAUUGUUCAGUCCCAGUUUACUGCAAAUAGGACACUGACUAACCUUUUCUCAGCUUCCUGUAGAAAUAUGUCACAUAAAAAAACAAGUGCCAGGAGGUGAUGGAAUGUAUUUUCUUUUACUGAAAUGAUUAUAAACAAAAAACAGAGUUUUAAAUCAUCUUAUGAACAUGCUUCAAAAGUUCCAAAUUAUUACUUCUAUUAUUUUUAGAGUUACAUCUUGACUUAAACUUAUAAUAUGAUUUAAUUUAAUUGGAAUAUUUUCAAUUUUGGAUGUUAAAGUAAUGAUGAAUAAUAAUAAAUAGAAAAAAAACUGUAAAACCAUAAAAACCCGGAUUUUUCAGUCAAAUCUACCUGGCACCUGGUACCUUUCACUUGAUUAUUGUGAUUAUUGAUUAUUGAAACAUGUCAAAUGGCUCCCAAAGUAUCAAGAAUUACACUUUAUUCAAGUCUUAAAACAAGUUUGUUUAUAUUUGCAUAUCUGUCUAAGAUUUUCAUUAGCAUUUAUUGUCUCAUAUGUUCAAAAAAAUUUUAAAAAUUUACACAUUUUUUGCAGGAACUACUUUUCAGCCUUUGUAUACAUCUAUAUCUAAAUAUCAUAUAAUCUUUUUUUUUUUGAUUUUGGUUCUUUGAUUUCUGUCUCUUUGCAAAUCAACCACUGCUCAGUAGAGGUGGGGCUAAAGUGGGUACUCAAGCUCAUCCACUGUGGAAACUGUUGUGGAAACUCUAACUAUGUACUUUCAUUAUAUUCUCACCAGAGAGACCUGAUUUUAUCAUCAGGCCUUUAAUAUGAGCCUAAAGUUGUUGGUUUUUUUCCUUGGGCAGUUUUUCCUUAUUUAUUUUUGGGAGAGAUGCUCAGAGUAGUAUUUCAAAUGCACAGAAUGGUGUAAAUAUAAAAUGAACACUAUAUGUUUACAAUUGUAUGUUGUGAUUGCCACAUGAUGCGGAUGUUGACUUAUUUGACUUACUUGAAAGUACGAUGAGUAUGGCGAUAACUUUCAAAGGAAAUCAUCAAAAGCAGACUUUGAGCAUUGAUGACGCACAAAAAAAAAAUAAACACAAAAUCAGAACCCAUGAGGGAAGUUCUAAGGAAGCAAGCUGAACUGAUGGUGUAUAACACAGCUGGUUGCAUUCAUUCAAUUGUAUCACUACAAUUUGGAAAUCAUAUUAUCAUAUAUAUCAAUCACUACUUACAAAAUAAAAUAAAUCUAUAAUUAUACAAUAACAUGGCUCUAGCUCAGUGUUUUGGCAUGUAUCUGCCUCAAAAUACUUGCCCACCACUCAUGGAUAUGUGCAGGAUAUACUGUGAUGCUACAAUUCCUUGAAUACCAAACAUUUGGAAUAAAAAAAAAAAUGUGA